Molecule: messenger RNA, 1699 nt
Organism: Lagopus muta (rock ptarmigan)
Lineage: Eukaryota; Metazoa; Chordata; Aves; Galliformes; Phasianidae
Gene: IER3
Product: immediate early response 3
Exons: 3
Coding region: 184-1347 (387 amino acids)
Biological process (GO): DNA damage response; negative regulation of apoptotic process
Cellular component (GO): nucleus
Source: RefSeq, a predicted model, not a curated record
CCCUUCGCACCCAAGGCCACACCCCGGCGCCCCUCUCUCAGCCAAUAGGAAGCCGCCUCGCCCACCCACUCGCUAGACCCUCAGCCAAUAGCAGGCCGCGGUGAGCGGGCCGGCCUCCUCCCGCUCUAAAAGCACCGCUCUGAGGGGGCAGCCGCCAUUUUGUUUCGAGGCCGCGAACGAGUUAUGAUGGCGGCGGCAACAACGGCGGCUCCGGGCGGUAUCUGUAGGGGUCCCGGCGGCCUCACCCCAUCCCCACCGCGCUAUUUCACCUUCGACAUCCCCCCGAACCCCAGCGGGACCCCACGGCCGCGGCGUCGGCACCGCAGGGUCCUGUAUCCACCCUUGGUGCGACGGCCGCCCCCGACGGAAGAAGUCAGCCUGGCAACGCGGCUCCUCCUGCUGUUGUUGGCAGUGGUUGGCGUUCAGGUUUACAGCGCGCCGGCGGAGACGGUGACAACACAACCUGGGGAGGAGGUGGUGGUGGUGACGUCUGAGGUGGUUGAGGUGACAACACUACCGGGAGAGGUGGCCGUGGCACCCAAGAUGGUGGCUGUGGCACCCAAAAUGGUGGCCGUGACACCCGAAACGGUGACAGCACAACCAGGAGAGGUGGCCGUGACACCCAAGGUGGUUGGGAAGACAAAGCAACCAGGGGAGGUGGUGGUGACACCCAAGAUGGUGGCCGUGACACCCAAGAUGGUUGGGAAGACGGCACCUGAGAUGGUCACGGUGACAACGCAACCAGGAGAGGUGGCCAUGACACCCAAGAUGGUGGCCAUGACACCAGAAACGGUGACAACGCAACCAGGAGAGGUGGCCAUGACACCCGAAGUGGUCACGGUGACAAUGCAACCAGGAGAGGUGGUGGUGACACCCAAGAUGGUGGCCAUGACACCGGAAAUGGUGACAACGCAACCAGGGGAGGUGGUGGUGACACCCAAGAUGGUGGCCAUGACACCCAGGAUGGUGGCCAUGACACCCGAAACGGUGACAACGCAACCAGGAGAGGUGGCCAUGACACCCGAAGUGGUCACGGUGACAACGCAACCAGGAGAGGUGGUGGUGACACCCAGGGCGGUCGCGGUGACGCUCAAUGUGUCAUCGUUACCACCUCACUUGUCACCACAACCAACGCGACCCGAGGAGGCGGUCGUGGAGGGGACGUCACAACCGGAAGACGCGGUGACACCGGAGACGGUCGUGGUGACAGCACGACUUGGGACGACUGUGACAGCGCCGGUGACGACUUGCCCACCCAAUGGGGGACAGGGGACACCCACGGGAACCUCCUGCCCGCGGUUGUUGCCGUCGCCAACCCUGCGGGCCUACAAUGUCACUGCACACUGACAGCCCCCAUGGUCACCCUGUUGUCCGGGUGACGCCAUACGACUGUCACCUCCACCCAGAGGUGGCACCUGGUGCCCUGCUGUGCCUCUUGCUGCAUCGUGGUGACACCCAAUGGGAUUUGAGGGACCGACGCUGCGGCGACACCAAGCACCCAUGGGUGCCUCUACCUCACCCCACAGAGCCGCAAUCGUUUGCGGGCCAGGCUGAUAUUUAUUGGUCGUCGUUUGUAUUUAUUGAAGGGGUUUAUUUAAUUAUUUAAUUGGGGGUAUUUAAUAUUGAACACUUAUUUAUUUCGGGGCCGUUCAACCCCGAUUUCGGGUUAUUUAUUACAUAAAGUCUUGUUUACAACGCG